Molecule: messenger RNA, 747 nt
Organism: Balaenoptera ricei (Rice's whale)
Lineage: Eukaryota; Metazoa; Chordata; Mammalia; Artiodactyla; Balaenopteridae
Gene: SLC25A45
Product: solute carrier family 25 member 45
Exons: 5
Biological process (GO): transport
Cellular component (GO): mitochondrion
Molecular function (GO): transmembrane transporter activity
Source: RefSeq, a predicted model, not a curated record
GGGUGGAAUUACACUUUCACCAGCGUCCCCUCUGCUGGAGCCACCAGUGCCCGCCCCUGCCAGACAAUGCCCGUGGAGGAGUUUGUGGCCGGCUGGAUCUCUGGAGCUCUGGGCUUGGUCCUGGGACACCCCUUUGACACUGUAAAGGUGCGGCUGCAGACCCAGACCACAUACCGGGGCAUCGUUGAUUGUAUGGCCAAGACUUACCGCCACGAGUAAGCCUGCUGCUUGGCCCCUUUUGACCUCAUCAAAGUCCGGCUACAAAACCAGACAGAGCCCAAGGGGAAGUCAGGGAGCCCCCCACCCCAGUACCGGGGGCCCGUGCACUGCGUGGCCUCCAUCUUCCAGGCCGAGGGGCCCCGGGGGCUGUUCCCGGGAGCCUGGGCCCUGACGCUGCGGGACAACCCCAUCCUAGGAAUCUAUUUCGUCACCUAUGAAUGGCUGUGUCGCCAAUUCACGCUGGAUGGCCAGAACCCCAGCUCGGGCACAGUGCUGGUGGCAGGGGGCUCUGCCGGCGUCACCUCCUGGGUCACAGCUACCCCCUUAGACGUGAUCAAGCCCCGGAUGCAGAUAGCGGGGCUGAGGCAGAGGGUGCACUGGGGGCUGCUGGACUGCAUGGUGAGCAGCGCCCAGAGGGAAGGGCUGGGGGUCUUCUUCCGGGGGCUCGGCAUCAACAGUGCCCGUGCCUUUCCUGUCAACGCCGCCACCUUCCUCAGCUACGAGUACCUCCUCCACUCCCGGGGAUGA